Trichobilharzia szidati is the source of this 1755-nucleotide messenger RNA. The record is from the annotation of a GenBank genome assembly. NCBI's taxonomy places the organism in Eukaryota, Metazoa, Platyhelminthes, Trematoda, Strigeidida, Schistosomatidae.
AUGGAUUUAGCAGUCAAUUACGAAGACAACAUAUUUUUGAAGAUAUGGUCGGGGACUCCUCAAACAGCUAAAUCGCUAACCGACUAUACUACUCUUAAAUACAUGCUUAGAAUAGUUUUAACAGUAUUUAUCAUUUCUAAUGUUUGGAUUCAGAAUUCCAAUACUGUCCAUUUUCAGUAUUCAGCAAAUUUGAAUAGGAAUGAUGCCUAUAGUCUUAAAUGGUCAAUCGACAAUCAACAAAAAUGGUUAAAUUUCUCUGUUUGUUUCAAUAUCAUGGAAGCGAAUCAGCCUACAGCAAAUAAAGUAAAUUAUGAAGUAGAUAGGACGAGGCUACCGGAAUUUUUCGGCAUCGGAUUUGGACAAAAGGAUGAACCAGUUGGUGUGGAAUUCUAUAUGUUAUACUUUCCAUUUCUUAAUAAAGCAUUCAGGAAUGAUUAUGAAUAUUUUUUCAUGGAAGGUUAUACAAAUGAAAACACAGUCCUUCAGUUUAGGAAUUCUACGGAAAGCGUGUUGUACAAAGUGAAUCAAAUUAAAACUGACCAUCCAAGGAUAUGUUUUAAAUUUGGAAGAAAAGCCAUUUCUUGUCAUGAAAAUGGUUACACAAUUAAUAAUCAAACAACUCGUGUCUUCUUAUUCCACAGUAAUAAUGAACAAUUGACUCUAAAUGAUGAAAUAAAAGCUUAUUGGCUCUACCGUUUCACAAUGAGUCCAUUAAUUCUCUUGGAUAAUAUUGAAAUGAAACAGAUCCCACAUAAAAAGUUAUUUCUUCAAUUAUUAAAAAGUCCAGUGUACACUGGACUGACAAUGAAUAAACACAUUCACAUACACUUAGCUCGUGUUGAACAGGUUGAAAUACCCGCAGUGGAAACAACAUAUUGGUGCAAAACUAUUGAACUUCCGUACUUCUCAAAGGAACAUCAUAUUAUUAAGUAUGAAAGUGAUAUUAUUCCGGCAAGUCAAGGAUUGGUUCAUCAUAUGGAAAUCUUUCGCUGUCCAGGAAAUGCAAAUAUCCCACAUUACAAUGCUCCAUGUAAUUCAGAAAUGAAACCAAUUGGUUUAUCUCACUGCAGGGAAGUAAUUGCAGCCUGGGCUAUGGGGACAGUUGGUCUGACUUUUCCUGAAGAAGCUGGAAUUCCUGUCGGUGGAGCUAGAGGAAGAGAGUACGCUGUCAUCGAAAUACACUAUAAUAAUCCAGGAAAUUUAUCGGGUAUCAUAGACAAUAGUGGAUUUCGUCUUUAUAUUACAAGUAAUCGCCGACCAUAUGAUGUGGGUGUAAUGGAACUUGGGUUAGUAUAUUCACCAAACAGUUUUAUCCCUCCGAGACAAUCACAGUUUACGUUAAUUGGUUAUUGUGAUACACAGUGUACUGAUGUGAGUUUACCAAAACCUAAUGGGAUAUUUGUAUUCGCUUCACAGUUGCAUACACAUGCAACGGGAAUAAAAGUUGUCACACAUCAUUUACGCAAUGGAACAAGACUACCUGAUCUCAAUAGAGAUAAUUACUACUCACCACAUUUUCAAGAGAUACGUCAACUUUACGAACAAGUACAAAUUAAACCAGGUGACAGCCUGAUUACUGCAUGUACUUACAAUACAAAUGAAAGGGAACAGGUAACUUUCGGUGGUUUAGGUAUACGAGAUGAAAUGUGCUUAAAUUACAUAUUUUACUAUCCAAAAGUUAAUCUGGAAUUAUGCAAAUCCGAUGUAACGCGUGAGUCGUUACAUUCCUUUUUGAAAACAGUGGAUAAGAAGUAA